AGCGAUCCGAAAGGGAGGCGGCGCAUCGAACUGGGACAGAAACAGCCGUCGUUUGUGCAGCCGGGAGCCAUCAUCGCUUCUCGCCGUCUCCUUCCUCCUCUUCUUCUUCUCGAACCUUCCGCGUCCCUCAUCCGGAUCCCAAAAUGCGCGAAAUUGUGCACCUGCAAGCCGGCCAGUGCGGGAACCAGAUCGGCGCCAAGUUCUGGGAGGUGAUCAGUGACGAGCACGGUAUCGAUCCCACCGGAACGUAUCAUGGCGACAGCGACCUGCAGCUCGACAGGAUCAGCGUCUACUACAACGAGGCCACGGGUGGCAAGUACGUUCCCCGCGCCAUCCUAGUGGAUCUGGAGCCGGGAACCAUGGAUUCCGUCAGGUCCGGUCCCUUCGGUCAGAUCUUCAGACCUGACAACUUCGUCUUUGGUCAGAGCGGAGCCGGCAACAACUGGGCCAAGGGCCACUACACGGAGGGAGCCGAGCUGGUGGACUCGGUCUUGGACGUGGUGAGGAAGGAGGCGGAGAGCUGCGACUGCCUGCAGGGCUUCCAGCUCACGCACUCGCUGGGCGGCGGCACCGGCUCCGGCAUGGGUACGCUGCUCAUCAGCAAGAUCCGCGAGGAGUACCCGGACCGCAUCAUGAACACCUUCAGCGUGGUGCCCUCCCCCAAGGUGUCCGACACGGUGGUGGAGCCGUACAACGCCACCCUGUCGGUGCACCAGCUGGUGGAGAACACGGACGAGACGUACUGCAUUGACAACGAGGCGCUCUACGACAUCUGCUUCCGCACCCUCAAGUUGACCACGCCCACUUACGGAGAUCUCAACCACUUGGUGUCGGCCACCAUGAGCGGCGUCACGACUUGCCUGCGUUUCCCCGGCCAGCUCAACGCCGACCUGCGCAAACUGGCCGUCAACAUGGUGCCCUUCCCCCGCCUGCACUUCUUCAUGCCGGGUUUCGCCCCCCUCACCAGCAGGGGGAGCCAACAGUACCGCGCCCUCUCGGUACCCGAGCUCACCCAGCAGAUGUUCGACGCCAAAAACAUGAUGGCGGCGUGCGACCCGCGCCACGGCCGCUAUUUAACCGUGGCGGCCGUCUUCCGCGGCCGCAUGUCCAUGAAGGAAGUGGACGAGCAGAUGCUGAACGUGCAGAACAAGAACAGCAGCUACUUCGUGGAGUGGAUCCCCAACAACGUGAAGACGGCCGUGUGCGACAUCCCGCCGCGCGGCCUCAAAAUGGCCGCCACCUUCAUCGGCAACAGCACGGCCAUCCAGGAGCUCUUCAAGCGCAUCUCGGAGCAGUUCACCGCCAUGUUCCGACGCAAGGCUUUCCUCCACUGGUACACGGGCGAGGGCAUGGACGAGAUGGAGUUCACCGAGGCCGAGAGCAACAUGAACGACCUGGUGUCCGAGUACCAGCAGUACCAGGACGCUACCGCCGAGGAGGGCGAGUUUGAAGAGGAGGGCGAGGAAGAGGGGGCCUAAAAACCUCCCGAAACGCCACCCGGCGCCACGAAAUCACCAUUUCCCUUCGCCCGUCGUCCUCCACGUUUUCGCUUCGCCUUCGCCUCUGGUGCGCUGUAGAUGUCGGCUGUGUUCACAAUCAUUCACUCUCGCCCUAAUCGCUUUAUAGUGAUUUUUUUAAAAACAUUUCUUUAAUUAGACAAAGCUAUAUCCUGUCUAAAUUAAGCUCCUCCCCUCACUUCAACACCACGGUUGCUCCCUACUAAUUUGAUUAGCACGACCAACUCACUAUAUAGGUCACUAUCACUUUUUUUGUCGUGAGUGAUUCCGAACACGGCCGUCGUGUUAGCGACGCCCGUGAAGGUUUCGCUUGUGUUUUGUUUUUGUUUUGUUUUUGCUUAUGUUGUAAAAGCACUGAAUCAACCCUCGUUAUUGGCAACCCUCACCCUCGCCAUUGUUUGCAAGCCAGCGAGUUUUAACUGUGAAGCCUUUCCAUUGGAGAAGCAUUAAAAAAAAAAAUAAUAAUAAUCUGA
Messenger RNA from Phyllopteryx taeniolatus (common seadragon), 1990 nucleotides. It is a transcript of the gene tubb4bl, whose product is annotated as tubulin, beta 4B class IVb-like. The transcript is spliced from 4 exons. Gene Ontology annotation, biological process: mitotic cell cycle; microtubule cytoskeleton organization. The record is from RefSeq and is a predicted model, not a curated record. NCBI's taxonomy places the organism in Eukaryota, Metazoa, Chordata, Actinopteri, Syngnathiformes, Syngnathidae. Gene Ontology annotation, molecular function: GTP binding; structural constituent of cytoskeleton; GTPase activity. Bases 144 to 1478 code for a protein of 444 amino acids. Gene Ontology annotation, cellular component: microtubule; cytoplasm.